AUGAAGGAGGCAGGUGAAAUGGUUCCCGAGGAGUUGAAGAGAACAACCAAAUUCGCACCAACAGAACAGCAGCUGCAGUAUUCCACGUACGAAUCCGAUGACGUAUUAUUUUUCCAUGCGACUCAGCCAAAUAGGCUUUGGGGGGAUAUCUAUCAGCGCGACGGGACUGAGCAUCACCCCGGGAAUAACAUCCACAAUUUCAUGAAAAUCGGGACUCAAAAAGUGUUCAAUGAUACGAUAUAUGAGUUGGGCCAGCACCAUGCAGACACUGUGCUAGGCAACGGAAAUGUCAUUGCAAGAAAUAAAAAUAACAGCUUCAGGCCACUGGGUACAAGUAACACCCCAGCAAAGUGGAGCACGAGCCCAGAAGCCCCCCGUAACCCUUUACAGAGACUUCACAGUGAAGAACGAAUGUACCUCGAUGAUCAAUUGGAGGUACAUAAUAGCAAUGCUAGGUUUGCAAACACUAGAGGAGGUCAAGUGACAUCGAACAAAAGUUCUUACGAUGCCAAUCAUCGCACAGGUCAGCGCGAAGGAAGAAUGCAAGCUGUUGGGAUGUCCAAUCGACAAAUUUCUCGCAGUCCUGACCUAUCAUUUCCCCUUGGUCCAUUAGCUGAAGAGGACCUCGGCGAAUUUUCGACGAUGACCCAAGAGGAAUACGAAAAUAUCAAUAAGCUCAUCAAUGAAUCAUUCGACGAAUCGAGCAGAUCAGUACUUGAGUUCACCGAGGCAGAUCAAGCGUUGCUAGAUGCCAUGGAGGCAGAAAAUUCGGAAUCAAGCCUUACGAGAUAUCCAUACCAACCAAGUUUGAGCGGGGAUUUUCUUCAGGGCGCUUUAGUUCUAACUGCUCAAGGUCUCGAAAUUCAGAACACCGAUUAUCUGCAGGAGACUGGUACCACACACCACCCAUUACAACAUGUUACGGGAUGUCCAGUUUUUCCGGAGGAUGAACCAGUACCUAGUCAUCAUUCACCAAAAAAGAGUGCAAUAAUGCCAUAUCCACUUGCAGCAAUGAUGGGAUCAACUACGAUGCAACUCCCCACAGCUAAUGAUUAUCCAACUCACUACCAGAAAGGGUCCUUGUCUCCAAUGUGCGCUGAUUCACAAUCGCCCAUGAAUCAUAACUGGCAAAUCACUGGCAAUUACCAGCCAUCCACACCCUUACCAAGCCCUGGAAUCCACCGGCCAUUUCCUGUCGUUGACUUCCAGCACCUAUCAGCUUCCGUGAACGUAGCCGGGGCGGCUCAAAAUAAAUUUGAGCAUGACCCAUUAUGCCACAAACCAGAGAGCGGUGGAUAUAAUGGAGCCGUAAACUUCCAGGCCAAUGACAUUGGGGCAUAUCCUACACCACCAUAUGAUAGCUACACCCCUCCUGAAUCACCACACCGCGACCCCGCCAUGACAAAUUACGCUGAGAAUAACUUGGGAGCUGGCGGAGAAAUGCAACAGACAUACUACCGUCCGAUGAAUGCAGAAAAGAGUGUUGUCCAUGGUACCAAAAAUGGAAUAACGGGAAAAAAUGGUGAGAGGGUCCAAACCGGUGAAAAGUUUCCGAGGUCAAAGAAAAGACCCGAUUGGGCAACGCGGCCUGAUGCAGUUAGACCUAGGGUAUCCAUGACGGAGGAGGAAUAUCAAUGGCUACGACCGGGAAAACCAGCACGAGACAUCUUCGCAACUGCCAGGAGAAAGGCCGAUAACAAGAGGAUGAGAGAAGAGGCCAUGGCAGAUGCCAUGGAGAGGGCAGGCAAGCCUAGGCCCAAACCCAAAAAGCCUAUGCCCAUCAAAGGAGGUGUGCACAUCGAAGAGUGGGAGAAAGAGAAACUCAACGAGUAAGUUCCCAUUUUUAUAUCUUGCAAAAAUAAUUAGUCAACAUUUACUAACUGUUGUGCUUUAGAUACCGCAAGAGCCGAGGUAUGUCGGGCCGGUCGCUAUUCAUGGCGAAACCUCAGACUCAUGGAAAGCGAAAGGCGUGUGAAGUAGCAGGGCCAGUUGCACAGCAGGAGCCAAAGCAACAGAGGCUGUCAGAGAAUGGAGAUGAUGGUUUUGGCACCAUAAACGGUGUGAACGAGGAAAUUUCUGCGAAUGUUAGCCCCUGGAACAGGCUUGAUCCUGCGCAUUCAUUGGUGGAAAACGGUAUUGAUGAAACCUUAUCAGGGUUAGCCACAGAAGAUGGGCGAGUAUCCUGGUUCCCCGGUUCCACAGACCUCUUAAACGGACGUCAAGGAAAUCUACAGGAUUUCGACAAUUUGAUUGAUCCAAGACUACUAUCCUUGGCUCAAUUCCCGUACCUAGAGAAAUAG
Sclerotinia trifoliorum is the source of this 2300-nucleotide messenger RNA. Lineage: Eukaryota; Fungi; Ascomycota; Leotiomycetes; Helotiales; Sclerotiniaceae. The record is from the annotation of a GenBank genome assembly.